Molecule: messenger RNA, 742 nt
Organism: Argentina anserina (silverweed cinquefoil)
Lineage: Eukaryota; Viridiplantae; Streptophyta; Magnoliopsida; Rosales; Rosaceae
Product: ATP-dependent zinc metalloprotease FTSH 8, chloroplastic-like
Exons: 1
Coding region: 1-408 (135 amino acids)
Biological process (GO): proteolysis
Molecular function (GO): ATP hydrolysis activity; ATP binding; ATP-dependent peptidase activity
Source: RefSeq, a predicted model, not a curated record
AUGAAAUUGAUGCUGCGGCAAAGAGGAACUGGAAUUGGUGGACACAAUGAUGAAAGAGAGCAGACAUUUGAUCAGCUUUUGACAGAAAUGGAUGGUUUUGAGGGUAACACUGGAAUUAUUGUGGUUGCAGCAACUAACAGGGCAGAUAUUCUCGACUCUGCCUUGUUGAGGCCUGGUCGGUUUGACAGGCAAGUGAUGGUUGAUGUUCCAGAUGUACGUGGCAGAACAGAUAUCUUGAAGGUUCAUGCUAACAAUAAAAAGUUUGAGGGAAAUGUUUCCCUUGAUGUGGUAGCUAUGAGAACACCUGGGUUUUGUGGAGCAGAUCUUGCCAACCUUCUAAAUGAAGCAGCCAUUUUGGCUGGUUGGCGUGGGAAGACAGCAAUUUCAUCUAUACAGAUUGAUGACUGAAUUGAUAGAAUAGUGGCUGGAAUGGAAAGAACAGUAAUGACAGACGGAAGUGCAAAAGUUUGGUAGCAUACCACGAAGAAGCCAAAAAUGGACAGCCGAGCUUGUCCAUAUCAAUAAGCUGAUUUCGGAAACUGAUUGUAGCCGUCUUGUUACGGCAAUUGCUAGUACAGAACCUGAUCUAUGUAGCAUGGCACUCUUAUUAGCAGAGCUCAGAACUUACAUUAAUAGACUCCCGGAGUGUAAGCUAUGUAGCUAAGCAAAUAGAGCUGCUGCUAGGAAUACAGCAAAUCAUGCACUGAUGUCGCGUGAGAGUCGCUCAUGGUUUAGCAUUGCU